UUGCUACUUCGUUAGCAACCUGUAACCAAUUUGGCAACGCUGUAUUCCACGGUCGCCCUCUUGAGUUGCUGCGUUGCUGCUUACAUCUAGUUACCAAAAGCUUCACCAUGGCUAACACACUGUUAGCGCUGGGCGCCAGACAAUUAAUCAGAAAUGCCAUCAGCAAACCUUUAGUUAUCCAAUCGGCUGCGAUGAGCGGUGGAGUUGAAGGCUCCUACACCAGAACCCUCAUUGGCAAAAGGGAAAUAGUGGGCUACGGUUACAAUGGAGAACCUAAUUAUGUUGACCGUUCCGAUUUUCCAUUGCCAGCCAUUAGGUGGCAGGAACCAAAUGCUGACAUCUUGGCUCUACGUGAAAGAGAAAAGGGAGACUGGAAACAGCUUUCCAUUGAAGAUAAGAAAGCCCUAUACAGAGCUUCUUUCAGACAAACCUUUGCUGAAUUUAAAGCUCCUACUGGUGAAUGGAAAUACAUGGUCGGAGUCACUCUGAGUUUGAUAUCUGCCGCCUUAUGGGUAUUUUUUGGAUUGAAAACAUUUGUUUAUGCUCCAUUGCCAGAUUCGUUCAAAGAAGAGAACAGAGCAGCCCAAUUCCGUCGUAUUCUCGACCUACAAGUAAAUCCCAUCGAAGGAAUCUCCUCCAAAUGGGACUAUGAAAAGGAUGACUGGAAAAAAUAAAUUUAGCCCCGUAACAUCUAAUUUUAUAAUACAAAUGGUGAACACUGUAUUUAAGGACAACGAUACAGCGUCCGCCAUUCACAACAUCUUUUAGUGUUAUAGCCAAUUUAUCUUGAGAUAAGUAAUUAAAAUUAACAUUAUGUAAUAAACGCACUUUUUAUUUUGUUACAAAUUAUUAUUCUUUUUGUGAUUUAUGUGAUAGACCUUAUAGGGGAGCUACUGAAUUCAAAAUGUUGCACGAUUAAUUGAGUAUUGGACCCAUACUAUCGGUAUUGAAUAAACUUUUAAUUUAUACUAUGUUUGUAGUGUGGUUUUUUUUCUGUUUUACUGUUAAUGAUAAAA
Molecule: messenger RNA, 1016 nt
Organism: Ceutorhynchus assimilis (cabbage seed weevil)
Lineage: Eukaryota; Metazoa; Arthropoda; Insecta; Coleoptera; Curculionidae
Source: the annotation of a GenBank genome assembly